UGUUCUUCCCUGCACCUGAUGAAGUGUUCUGAGCUCUAGCUCCCUACGCUACCCCUUGCCGACCCUUCUGGAUGCAACUUUUCCGCCAGUCCAUUGCGACAGCCGGUACCAAACAGCCCUUCUACCCUCAGAAAUCACGUACGCGAUCGAUCGGAUCGGAGUGACGUCCGGGCUGCCACAGACCCACCCCUCCUGGGUUAAUAAAUCGUUACUAGCCAUCGUGCUGCCGCUGUUUCAGGCGAUCUUUCACACACACAGGCUCUUUUUUUCUUUAGUAAAAGUGUCACGAUACGAGAGAGCGCAGAGAGACCCCCACAGCAGCCGAGGCGCCCGGCUCCUGCCGCGCCUCAGAGCGAGGCUGGGUGGUUGCCAGGGCCGUUGUCAGGCUGGGCCCGGUGUAGUGCGCGGAGCUUGGCGACGCUUGCAGCUGUGAGAAAGAGUAGCGGCGGUCUGAUUUUAAACGAGCCGGUCGAAGGUGGGAGGAUAUUAAACCUGAAAUAAACCCAGGAUAUCCGAUUCAGGAGCAGCAUGUCCAAAUAUCCACCACUACUUCGUAGACCACUGCCACCAAAAGAUGCUCUUCCUUUUGAUAAAACAUCAACAGAAAAUGUAUCAGGCCUUGCUGCUCUGCCCAAGAAAGAAGAGAUACGAUGAUCCAUAUUUUGCAGAGGAUGAUGUUCGAUACCAUAUUCCAACUGCUUUCACUCUAGACAAUUUUCUUCAAAAACCUUGUGUGAAUCCUUCACCUUCAGAUGAGAAAAAGAUUAUUUUAUCAUGUCAUAACUUUAACAAGAUUUUGAAGCUCCUUGAACACAAGUUAUUGAAGCAUAACCAGGAAAAAUUGCACAUAAUAGAAUUAUCCAUUGAUGACAUUCCACCUGUAUUGAAACGAAUCCCUUGGAGACAACAGAUUCUUGAAAUGAUUGCUGCUGCCAAAAGUUAUCAUGUCACCUCAGAACUGCCCAUAUACCCAGGAACUGAACUGAAUUUUGAAGAAAGCGCCCAGUGUUUUGAAUCCCCAGACUCUGAAUCCACAAUGGAGGAGGAAGAAGAGGAGCAAGUAAAGCCAUUUGAACUUGUUAUUGUAAGAUCAAUAAUAGCAGGAGGGGAGUCUAUAAAUUUGAGGGGAUUUUUUAUUCAUCAGCUUCCUGACCUGACAAGGCUCGCUUUCACCUUAAAGUAUCUGAACCUCUCAUUCAAUAACUUCCGGGUCAUUCCAAAUGAGAUUUAUCAAUUCUCCUGCCUUGAAAUGUUGAAUUUAAGAGACAAUCCAAUUACAGAAAUUUCUUCUGAUAUUGAGAAAUUGACCAACCUGAGAAUUUUUAACAUUUCUUUCUGCAUCAUUUCAAUUCUGCCUGUUGGACUAUUCCUCUUACCACAUCUUCAGUCACUCAAUGUUGCCUACAACAAGAUUUCUUUCAUUCCCAAUGAUAUUAGAAAUCUCAGAGAACUUCAAUUUCUAAACAUUGAAGGAAAUGAACUAAGAUCACUGCCAUGUGGCCUUCUUGAACUCCCACUGAAGCAUAUACGCGUGUAUAAUAAUUACAUGCAUCCUUUAUUUUGGGAAGAAAAUAUACAGAACCAGCCACAGCACCUGACUGAUAUAGCUGCUCUCUCUUUAACCAAGAACAACUUGCAUCAGCACUACUUUAAUAUACCCGAGGAGGUACAACAUAUACUGAACAAUGCUUCAGUUUGCGACUGCUGCAAAGGACCUCUGUUUGGUUCAGGACUUCGUCUGAUCCGACCAUAUAAGAUGACUUUUAAUACUGAAAACCUUCCAUAUCAAUUUUGUGCCUGCUCACCAUCUUGUUAUAAAUUAUUCAAGUCUAAGACUCACUGAACAUAUCUAUGGUCUUGUAACUUCAAGUUAGAAAAGCAAAGUUAUUGAGUACCACGUGUUUGUUCUACAUCAUGUUUCAUAUAAUGUGUCUGACUUUAUGGAAAAAUAAUUCUGGUGAGCACAUAUUUAAAUUAAUGAAAAUAUUGUUUAGUGCUGUGCUUUUUAAAUAAUUUCUUGUGCAGAUUUGUUGCUAAAUUCAAUACAUUAAUUAACAGUGGCAUGCCCUUUCAUUGUUGAGCUUAAGUGAUUACAAUGAUGUGAAUUGACAACUUCUUACAUAGGUUUUUAAGGAAGGGUAGAUUUUAAGUGUGACAAUAAAUAAUCUUGACCAUAGAUACAAAAAUACUUAACUUGCUCCUUUAACCUGAUGGUCUUCAAAACAUUUGCAUGGCUGUUUAAAUCAACUGCCCAUUUAGCUAUUUCUCUUUAAGACGAUAAAGAGAAGCUCCUUCUAUAAAAACUAAUUUAGUCUAAUCCUUAGCACGUAAUCCCAUGGAUUGAAUAUUGGUUUAGCGAUAGAAAACAAAUGAUUAGUUACUAAGACAAGGUAAAAUUCUGGUUCUGAGGUUUUGACUGGUGGAAUUGUGUAAAAGUUGGUUUUCACUCCCCAGUUACUCAUAAUUAUUAUAAAUGUAACCUUAUCUUUCCCUAUAACGCCAUUAUGAGAACAGAAUUUGGAAGUGAGUUAAUCUUAGAACAACAGCCUUUCCCACCUCAAUGGAGGAGCUUUCCCAGUGACCCUUCUCCCUUUCUCUUUCUUUAUUGCUUUUUCAAUUUUUCCCUUCAAAUAUUUAUACUAUUCUGCUUUGAAAGUAGUUAUCAAAUGUUCUUCCUAUUCCCUCACCACUCAUUUGCUGUUUAAACCUCAAUAUUUACAUCAGUUCUGGUUCUCUUGCCCAGCAUCUUGAAUGUGCCUUAAGCUAUUGGAAAGUGUCUGUUAUUUACUUUAUCAACCAUCUUCUAAACUUUUUCUUUAAUGUGAAAAACCCCAGUUUCUUAAUUGUCUCCAUAACUGGCCCUUCAUUCUUGCUUCUCUUCCACCUUCCUCUAUAUCCACUCCAAGAAUAUGACAUCUUUCCUUGAGAGCACAGUGAAAACAAGAGUAGAAAUAAGCCUCCAGUCCCCUUAACCCUGUCUUUCCAUUCAAUACGAUCAUAGCUGAACUACUCUGGCUUCAACUCCACCCUGAUCUUCUAAGGAAUUACCUACCUCCACAACUGCAGUGAUUCAUCACUGUCUCCAAAGGUGUGGCCUACAUAAUGAAACAAUGAAGAGCCAGACAGAAUUUUGGUAAUAUUUUCUAUAAUUUGUUUCUAUCUUUCAUCUAUUGGUGUACCUUUAUAACCUGUUGCUCAUUUCCACACAAUUUGUUGUGUCCCCUAACAAUGUAAUUUGUGCACUUCCUUAUAGAACUCUCAGUUCCUUGAUUCAAAUCAUUAAUUAAUGUCAGUGAUACAAUUCUGAAGCCCCAGAACAGAUUCUGUGUCAUCACCAUGUAUCUCAUCCUAACAGUUAAUAUCCUUAUCCUACCAUGUUUCCUGUUAAAUUAAGCCAUGUCAUAGAGUUCACUCCAUUUCAAUAAAAGCAGUUCUGUUAAUGAUUUCUUCUGUUGAGCUUCAUUAGGUGCCUCCUAAAGAUCCAAGGAGAUGAUAUUAUCUCUAAUCUAUAGACACUUAGUGAGUAAUCUCUCCAAUAAAAGUUCAGUCUGAAUGGUUGAACAUGACCCAUAAGUCCCUGAUGAUUUUCGUCUAUCUAUUGCUCAAAUGAAAAGUUGUCCUGUUGCUGAAUCUGCUAAUUCCCCACAAAUGAUGUUCAGGCAUAUACUUUCCUUCUUCCACUCUCCCAUUCCAUUGCAAAUAGAAGUUACAAUCCAGCAAUACUAGACAGGCAGUUGGCAUCCGUCUGUCUUGAAGGACAAUGGGUGGUGAUUAUCAUCAUCACAUGCCUGGGCAGAAGGUAUAGAGAUCCUGAGAUGCCCAGUCCUCAAGAUCCCCCUCUUGGCCUCACCAGUGGACAUAUGUUUGGCACCAACUCGGCUGCAGGAGCUGUUGGAAGGACGUUCAGUGAUGUCCAGCUGCCUUAAGGGCUCCACUGCGAAUUUGCUGUCUGGGUUUAUUCCCAUAACCUUCGUCUUUCCUGAAGCUGCCCACAAGGCAGUGGUGCUAUAUGCCCAUAAACUGGGCAGAUAAUCUCUUCAAAAACACAGAGUCUAGUCACAAAACUUUGACAUUCAGUUGCAGUUCCAUCACUGUAUCCCCCAUCACCAUUGACUAGAAACUCAACUGUACCACCUGCAUAGAUACUGGAAUUAGUGUGUUAUUAUAUUGGUUGGUUCAAACUUUAUAACUGCAAAACAGUCACAACUCCAAGCUUUGAGAUUAAAAAUAAUGAAGAAAGGGUUUGAAUAAUAAAAAAGAAACUAAACUACAGGUGCAUUAGGUGUAGACAUCAUAAAUUAUACAUUCUGCCAUCUAAUGGCAGUUAAUAACAUUUCUGCAUAUUCUUAGCAGUAAGUGUACAAUUUUGCAAAUUAUUUCAAAAUAAAUCAGUUCUAGAAGUCCUUUGCAGUACACUAUGAGUGCUUAAUUUUGUUUCUAAAAUGAUGAACCAAAGUGUGAGGAGUUGCAGUUUGGGAGAACUAGUGUAGGACUUACACUAGUGGGGAGUGUGGUAGAACAGAGAGAUCUGGAAUUCAGAUCCAUAACUCAUUGAAAGUGGUGUCGUAGGUAGGUAGGGCCAUAAACAUUGCUUUGGGCACAUUGGCCUUCAUUAAUCAAUGUACUGAGUAAAGGAGUUGGGAUUUUAUGUUGAAGUUGUAUAAGAAAUCUGAGGUGUGUAUGUUUCAAUGUGAGGAGUAUUGUGGGGAAGACAGACAAGCUGAAGGCCUGGAUUGACAUGGAAUUAUGACAUCAUAACCAUUACUGAAACUUGGCUACAGGAGGGGCAGGACUGGCAGCUCAAUGUUCCAGGGUUCCGAUGUUUCAGACGUGAUAGAGGCAUAGGGAUGGGGAGGAGGUGGCUUUGCUAGUCAGGGAAAAUAUUACCGCAGUGCUUCGGCAGGACAGAUUAGAGGGCUUGUCUACUGAGGCCAUAUGGGUGGAACUGAGAAAUAGGAAAGGUAUGACCACGUUAAUAGGAUUGUAUUAUAGAUCAACCAAUAGUCAGCGAGAAUUGGAGGAGCAAAUCUGCAGAGAGAUAACAGACAACUGCAGGAGACAGAAAGUUGUGAUUGUAGGGGAUUUUAAUUUUCCACACAUUGAUUGGGAUUCCCAUACCGUUAAAGGUCUAGGUGGGUUAGAGUUGGUAAAAUGUGUUCAGGAAAGUUUUCUAAAUCAAUAUAUUGAUGUACCAACAAGGGAGGAUGCAAUAUUAGAUCUCCUGUUAGGAAAUGAGUUAGUGCGGGUGACGGAAGUGUGUGUAGGGAAACAGUUUGGUUCCAGUGAUCAUAACGCCAUUAGUUUCAACUUGAUCAUGGAUAAAGAUAGAUCUGGUCCUCAGGUUGAAGUUCUAAACUGGAAAAAGGACAAAUUUGAAGAAAUGAGAAAGGAUCUAAAAAGUGUACAGGUUGUUCUCUGGCAAGGAUGUGAUUGGUAAGUGGGAGGCCUUCAAAGGAGAAAUUUUGAGAGUGCAGAGUUUGUAAGUUCCUGUCAGGGUUAAAGGCAAAAUGAAUAAGAAUAAGGAACCUUGGUUCUUGAGGGAUAUUAGAACUCUGAUAAAGAAGAAGCGAGAGAUGUAUAACAUGUAUAGGCAACAGGGAGGAAAUAAGAUGCUUGAGGAGUAUAAAAAGAGUAAGAAAAUACUUAAGAAAGAAAUCAGGAGGGCUAAAAGAAGACAUGAGGUUGCUUUGGCAGUCAGGGUGAAGGAUAAUCCUAAGAGCUUCUACAGGUAUGUUAAGAGCAAAAGGAUACUAAGGGAUAAAAUUGGUCCUCUUGAAGAUCAGAGUGGUCAGCUAUGUAUGGAACCAAAAGAAAUGGGAGAGAUAUUAAAUGGGUUUUUUGCAUCUGUAUUUACUAAGGAAACUGGAAUGGAGUCUAUGGAAACAAGGUAAACAAGUAGGGAGGUCAUGGAACUGAUACAGAUUAAAGAGGAGAAGGUGCUUGCUGUCUUGAGGCAAAUCAGAGUAGAUAAAUCCCCAGGACCCGACAGGGUAUUCCCUCAGACCUUGAAGGAGACUAGUGUUGAAAUUGCAGAAAUAUUUAAAAUGUCGAUAUCCACGGGUCAGGUGCCGGAGGAUUGGAGGAUAGCUCAUGUAGUUCCGUUGUUUAAAAAAGGCUCAAUGGAAGAUGCCAGAGAGUGGUAGUGGAGGAUUGCUACUCUGAGUGGAGGCCUGUGACUAGUGGUGUGCCACAGGGAUCAGUGCUGGGUCCAUUGUUAUUUGUCACCUAUAUCAAUGAUCUGGAUGAUAAUGUGGCAAAUUGGAUCAGCAAAUUUGCUGAUGAUACAAAGAUUGGAGGUGUAGUGGACAGUGAGGAAGGUUUUCAAAGCUUGCAGACAGAUUUGGACCAGUUGGAGGAAUGGGCUGAAAAAUGGCAGAUGGAGUUUAUUGCAGUCAAGUGUGAGGUAUUGUACUUCAAAAGGUCAAACCAAGGUAGAACAUACAAGGUAAAUGGUAGGACACUGAGGAGUGCAGUAGAACAGAGGGAUCUGGGAGUACAGAUACAUAAUUCCCUAAAAGUGACGUCACAAGUAGAUAGGGUUGUAAAGUGAGCUUUUGGUACAUUGGCCUUUAUAAAUCUAAGUAUUGAGUGUAAGAGUUGGAAUGUAAUGGUGAGGUUGUAUAAGACAUUGGUGAGACCAAAUUUGGAGUAUUAUGUGCAGUUUUGGUCACCUAAUUACAGGAAGGAUAUUAAUAAGGUUGAAAGAGUGCAGAGAAGGUUUACAAGGAUGCUGGGACUUGAGAAACUGAGUUACAGAGAAAGGUUGAAUAGGUUAGGACUUUAUUCCCUGAAGCGUAGGAGAAUGAGGGGUGAUUUGAUACAGGGGUAUAAAAUUAUGAUGGGUAUAGAUAAAGUGAAUGCAAGCAGGCAUUUUCCACUGAGGCUAGGGGAGGAAAAAAACCAGAGGUCAUGGGUUAAGGGUGAAGGGGGAAAGGUAUAAAGGAAACAUUGGGGGGGCUUCUUCACCCAGAGUGUGGUGGGAGUGUGGAAUGAGCUGUCAGAUGAAGUGGUGAAUGUGGGCUCACUUUUAACAUUUAAGAAAAACGUGGACAGGUAUAUGGAUGAGAGGUGUAUGGAGGGAUAUGGUCCAGGUGUAGGUCAUGGGUCUAGACAGAAAAAUGGUUCGGCACAGUCAAGAAGGGCCAAAAGGCCUGUUUCUGUGCUGCAUUGUUCUGUGGUUCUAAGAAAUUAGAGAGGCCUAAUUUAUAGAGUGUUAUGUGGAGUUCUGGUCACCUACCUUCAGGAAAGUGUGCUGUAGUUCUCUAUGACUCUCAAGCAAAAUUAAAUAAAUGGAAGUGGUAGAUAGCCUGCUGGUCAUAUUAUUAAGAUCCAUGUUUUUGUUGAUAUAAAAACUAAAAACAAAUAUUGAUCAUGUUCCUUGGUGCCAAAUAAAGAAUUUUUAUUAUAUAGUAGUAUAAUUGAAAAGAAGACUGAAAAUAAUUUUGAAGCAUUUUUCAGAUUUGUUCCAUAAAACUUAAAUGUGAAGUUUGCUCAGAGAGAUAUAGGAAUCAUUAAAAGAAGAGUUUGAAAAUAAAGGACUGUUUUCCAGAAAGAAUUACGCAGCUGUGCUAACUAUCCGGUUAUAUUAGACAUGAGAAAUACAUUUUCCAAGUAUAAGUCAAAAAAUACUUGAUUUAGUCUUUGGUCCCUGAUUAUUAUUGGAGUGAGAUAUGAUAAUUCUACAUUGAUAUGUUACACCCAGUGAGUCUGAGAUUUGCACUUCCAGCAUUAUAUUCUGUUCCUUUGCAGAACAGUUGUAAAAAUGUUGCACUGUAAUGCAGAGGAGAAACAAAAGAUUCUGCACAUGCUGGAAAUCUUGAGCAAGACCUGCAAAAUGCUGGAGGAGCUCAGCAGGUCAGGCAGUAUCUAUGGAAGGAAAUGAACAGUUAACUUUUCAGCUUGAGAUCUUGCAUCAGGACAGGAAAGCAAAGACACCUGAAAAAGAAGGGAAGGAUUACAAACUUACAGGUGAUAGGUGAGGGGGAAGGUCAGUGGGUAGGUGAUGGGGGAUAAUAAGGAAUGAUGUGAGAAGCUAUGUUAUGAAAAGUGGAGGAAUUAAGUGGUUGAAGAAGGUGGAAUCUUAUUGAGAGGACAGUGGACUCUGGAAUAAAGGGAAGGAAGGGGAGAACCAGAGGGUGAUAGGCAGCUCAUGAGAGUGGAAGAGGAGAAGAAAAGGGGUGAGAGGGCCACCAAAAUGAGAGAAUACUGUCAGCUUGGAGACUGCCAAGAUGAAAUAUGAGAUAUUGGCCCUCCAACCUGCAUCGGAACUCAUCGGGGCAAUAGAGGAGGCCAUAGACAGACAUUUCUGAGAGGAAAAGGAAAGUGAAAUUGAAAUGGAUGGCCACUGGGAGAUCCUGGCUGUUGUGGUGGAUAGACUGAGGGUGCUAAACAAUGUGCUGCCACCCCCCAAUCUGUGUAGGCUCCCACUGAUGCAGGGGAGGCCACAUUGUGAGCACCAGAUACAAUAAGUGACACUGACAGAUUCACUGGUGAAGUGCCAUCUCACCUGGAGGGACUGUCUGGAGCUAUGAAUGGUGAUGAGGGAGGUGGUGUAGAGGCAGGUAUAACAGUGAUAAGUUCCAGGAGAAAGAUCUGUGCAGAAAGACAAGUGGACAAGGAAGUUGCAGAGAGAGUGAGCCCUGACAAAGACUGGGGGAAAAGGUGGAAGGAAAGAUGUGUCUGUUGGUGGGACCCUAUUGGAGAUGGUGGAAGUUGCAGAGAAUGAUGUGCUGGACCUCCAGUGUAGUAAUCUCUGGAUUGCUGCUUGUGCCAUGUGCCAGUAUGGGUUCAAAUAGAAGUCAUCCAACAAUGCUGGGCAGAAUAGACACAGAGUCAGAAGGUGUGUCAGAUAUGUAGUAAAUGGACACAAUGAGAUUGACAAAGGGGAAAUAGGUGUCAGAGAUGGACCGAGUAAAUUUGAGUAUGGGUUGGAAAUUGGAUGCAAAGUUGAUGAAUUCAUUGAGCAGCAAUGCAGUCAUUAAUUUAGUGGAGAAAGAAUUGGGAAGUGUUACCAGACUAUGCUUGGAACAGAGUUACAUGUAGCCAAUGAAAAGACAGGCAGAGAUGGGAUCCAUACGAGUCCCCAUCUUUGAUUUGGAGAAUGUGGGAGGAACUGAGAGAGAAAGUGUUGAGGGUAAGUACUUCUCUUAUCAGAUUCCUUCUUCUUCAGCCCUUUACCUCUUCUACCUGUCAUCUAAAUCUUCACAUCAUUCCUUUUCAUCUCCCCGCACCCACCCACCUACCUUCUCCCUCACAUUGUCUCACCUAUAACCUGCCAGCUUGUAUUCCCUUCCCUCCCUCCAUCUUUUUAUUCUGGCCUCUGCCCUCUUUAUUUCAUGUCCUAAUGAAGGGUCCAUGCCCAGAGUGUUGACUGUUUAUUCAUUUCCGUAGAUGUUGCCUGAUCUGCUAAGUUCCUCCAUCAUUUUGUAAUGCAGGGGGUAGCACUGUGGCACUAUGGCUGGUUUGGACCCUUUCCUUGUCUGAUAUUGAUGUGGAGUUUAUGUGCUCUUCCUCUGACUCUGUGGGUUUCAUCCCACACCCCAAAGAUGCAAAGUGCUUAGGUGGAUAAGUAAGUGGGAGAACAGUAAGGGACUGUUGGGAACGCCCUGGGAGCCAGUGAAGACUUGAUGGGUCGAAUAGUCUUUUAUAUUUGUAAGAGAAUGUGAGAAAAUAUUAUUAUACUGCUGAUUGAUGCACAUUUUUCACUCUGUAUCACUGACAAGACAACUGCAUAGCAGUUGUUGAGAAAUUGGUUUUAAAGGAUCAUGGUUUUGAUGUCAUGUAUUGUAAUAAUGAAUUGAAUAAAUUUUUGCAGAUUUGCAACA
This is a messenger RNA of Hypanus sabinus (Atlantic stingray), 9824 nucleotides long. It is a transcript of the gene lrrc63, whose product is annotated as leucine-rich repeat-containing protein 63. Lineage: Eukaryota; Metazoa; Chordata; Chondrichthyes; Myliobatiformes; Dasyatidae. Gene Ontology annotation, molecular function: protein binding. The record is from RefSeq and is a predicted model, not a curated record. The coding region runs from base 575 to 1843 and encodes 422 amino acids. The transcript is spliced from 11 exons.